This is a messenger RNA of Lampris incognitus (smalleye Pacific opah), 2174 nucleotides long. It is a transcript of the gene churc1, whose product is annotated as churchill domain containing 1. The record is from RefSeq and is a predicted model, not a curated record. The transcript is spliced from 4 exons. The coding region runs from base 151 to 489 and encodes 112 amino acids. Gene Ontology annotation, molecular function: zinc ion binding. Lineage: Eukaryota; Metazoa; Chordata; Actinopteri; Lampriformes; Lampridae. Gene Ontology annotation, biological process: multicellular organism development; fibroblast growth factor receptor signaling pathway; positive regulation of DNA-templated transcription.
CGCGUGUCUUAAAAAAAAGGGAAAAAAAAGAAAAAAAGGAGGGGGGUCUCUAAAUAGAUUUCGAUUUUUUGGAAGCGCUUCGACACCCCUCCGUUGCAAGGAUCUGUCGAGAUUUUCUGCACAAUAUGAAGCAGUGACGGGGCGAUCAAAAUGUGCGGCGGAUGUGUGCAACAGGAAUACCCAAACCGGGGGAACACCUGUCUGGAGAAUGGGUCCUACCUGAUGAACUACCUCUCCUGUGCCAACUGCCACAAGAGAGACUUCAUGCUGAUCAGUAACAAAACCACCGAGGACGACGACGGAGAGGAGAUUGUCACAUAUGACCAUGUUUGUAAGAACUGUGACCAUGUCAUCGCCAGGCAUGAGUACACGUUCUCUGUCGUGGAUGAAUAUCAGGAGUACACAAUGCUGUGCAUGCUGUGUGGGAAAGCAGAGGACUCCAUCAGCGUGCUGCCAGAUGACCCCCGGCAGUCGGCCCCUCUCUUCUAAUAGAUGUCAAAAGGCAUCAACCUGCUUGUUCACAUUCAAGAUCAACAGCUGUUAACAGACAUCACUGACAUGUUAGAUACUGCUGCACAGAAACAGGAUUUGAAUACUUCGAUUGCAGUUGAGUAUGAUAAGUCAGUCAAUCAAUCAAGUUGCAUCGCUGAUUUUGUUUGAAGCAAGUAAUAUAAUCUUGAACCAGGCUGUUACUUGAUAGUUUAAGAUGACCCUUCACAGCAAUGUCAUAAUUUGUGACAUGUCUGUGGGUGAUAAACUACAUGAGCUGCAUGGUCAUUUGCUUUUGCCAAAUAUUCCCACUAAGCUUCACACAAUAGGGAGGAUGGCGAGUACACACUUGGCAUUCACACCACUGACACCAGUUCUAAUAUUAGAUUGCAAAUCUCAAUUCAAAUUAGACAGUAAUAUUAAAAUAAUCAGUCAUAACUUGUGACACAAAAAAUGUGUCACUAACUGAUUUGUUUUGCAGCUUUUACUAUGAAUGAGCUCGGUAAGACAGGAGACAGGCAUGGAACUGAGAAACAUUUUGCAGGGAUCCAGCUUGUGAAUUAAAAACGAUUUUUUUUCUGUAAAACUGUUACAUGGUUAGCGCUUGAACAUAAAGGUUAAAGAUGUUUUAUGCAGCAGGCAAUCCCAUCCCCUCACUUAUAGCAGAUUUUGGUGCACUAAACUAUUAGGUUAUUUGUUUUUCCUGACUUUAUGACAUGUAUGAAAACUAUUCAGCCCAUCUCCACAAAAACAUGUCCAAGAAAUUUGUGAACAUUUGAAUUUAAAACGACAUCAUUACAUUUGGACUAAAUUGUUUUGCUGUGUCUCCUUCAGGUCAAUGGUCUAAUGUUCUGAGGAAAUAUUUUCCUUCAGAAUUAUUUUCUAUUCAAAAGAGAAGUGCGUUUUUAUGGACAACGUUUUUAUCUAGUCGUUGUUAUAAACUGUACUUUAUUUUUGGAAUUAAGAGUGAUGCAGGCAUGUAGAAGACCAAGUUCAAUUUUGCGUCAAUUCUAUUUCCUGGCCAGCUCUUCAAAGUCAAAAAAUAAAAAUACACAACAAUACUCAUUGGAAUUCGUGAAUAUGUAUAUGGAUCAGAACCAGCUCAAUAAAAAUAAUGAUUUGUUUUCGCUUACUGUACAAAUGGAAUAAAAAAAACAAAACAUUUGCAGUGAUUGAUCAUGCACUAUUACAAUACUUAAGUGUGGAGUGCAUUUACAUUCUAACAUCUUUGUAUUUUUACAUGAUAGAAAUUGUUGCUAGCAAGGAAAAGAGUUAAUACACUGCUAUAUGCCAAAAUGAUGUGAUUUGCCUCCUAUGUAUUGUAUUUUGUCUAGCAGUUUCAUGAUGAAUAGAAAUGUGAUCAAUAAGGGACUGCAUCUCUUGGUUCUGUAUACUGAUGAUGUUGGUAUAUUACUACUUGUAGUGUGAUUUAAGAGCACAUAAUGCUUUUGUGUGUUUGUCCUUUUUCCUAACCUUACAUAUCUACAUUUCUCACCUUGUUUUUUUCCCUAUAUCCCUCAAGUAUUAUACAGUACAUAUCUUUUUGGUCGUAUAAUAGGCCUAUAUGGAGUGUGAGGAGGACAAGUGGGAGGUAACAGUUGGCAAUCUCAAGGUUUUAAAACCUUAAUGUUUUGACUGCAGGUAUCAAGCCACAUUGUCAAGUACUUAUGGACGCGUCCAACAAA